Phacochoerus africanus (Common warthog) is the source of this 4114-nucleotide messenger RNA. RefSeq names its product activating transcription factor 6 beta (gene ATF6B). Lineage: Eukaryota; Metazoa; Chordata; Mammalia; Artiodactyla; Suidae. The transcript has 19 exons. The coding region runs from base 40 to 2304 and encodes 754 amino acids. The record is from RefSeq and is a predicted model, not a curated record. Gene Ontology annotation, cellular component: nucleus. Gene Ontology annotation, biological process: endoplasmic reticulum unfolded protein response; regulation of transcription by RNA polymerase II. Gene Ontology annotation, molecular function: RNA polymerase II cis-regulatory region sequence-specific DNA binding; DNA-binding transcription factor activity, RNA polymerase II-specific.
CUUGGGAACUGUCUCGUGGUUGGGGGGUGGGGGGGAAAGAUGGCGGAGCUGAUGCUCCUCAGCGAGAUUGCGGACCCGACGCGUUUUUUCACCGACAACUUGCUGAGCCCGGAGGACUGGGACAGCACCUUGUACGCCGGCCUGGAUGAAGUGGCCGAGGAGCAGACGCAGCUUUUCCGUUGCCCGGAGGAAGAUGUCCCGUUUGGCAGCAGCUCCCUGGACUUGGGGAUGGAUGUCAGCCCUCCCGAACCCCCCUGGGACCCUCUGCCUAUCUUCCCAGAUCUUCAGGUGAAGUCUGAGCCAUCCUCCCCCUGCUCUUCCUCCUCCCUCAGCUCUGAAGCAUCACAUCUUUCCACAGAGCCCUCCAGCCAGGCUUCUGGUGUAGGGGAGGUGCUGGUUGUGAAGACAGAGUCCUUGGCGCCCCCACUCUGCCUUCUGGGAGAUGAUCCAACAUCCCCUUUUGAAACCGUCCAGAUCAAUGUGGGCCCCACCUCUGAUGAUCCCUCAGCUUUUGUGUCAUGCUGCCGUCCUGCAGAUGUCCAGAUUAAGAUAGAGCCUGUCUCUCCAUCUUCCUCCAUCAACUCGGAGGCGUCCGUGCUCUCGGCAGAGUCCCCCAACCAGACGUUUAUAGGGGAGGAAGUAUUAGAAGUGAAGACAGAGUCCCCGUCCCCUCAAGGGUGUCUCCUGCGGGAUGUCCCAGGCCCUGCACUUGGAGCUGUCCAGAUCACCAUGGGCCCGUCCUCCGAUGGCUCCUCAGGCAAAGCUCUGCCCACUCGGAAGCCACCGCUGCAACCCAAACCUGUGGUGAUAACCACUGUCCCAAUGCCACCCAGAGCUGUGCCUCCCAGCACCACUGUCCUUUUGCAGCCCCUUGUCCAGCCACCCCCAGUGUCCCCAGUUGUCCUCAUCCAAGGUGCUAUUCGAGUCCAGCCUGAGGGACCAACCCCCGCUGCUCCACGGCCCGAGAGGAAGAGCAUUGUUCCGGCUCCUAUGCCUGGGAACUCCUGCCCACCCGAGGUGGAUGCCAAGCUGCUGAAGCGGCAGCAGCGAAUGAUCAAGAACCGGGAGUCAGCCUGCCAGUCCCGGAGGAAGAAGAAGGAGUAUCUGCAGGGGCUGGAGGCGCGACUGCAGGCCGUGCUGGCUGACAACCAGCAGCUCCGGCGGGAGAAUGCUGCCCUCCGCCGGCGGCUGGAGGCUCUGCUGGCCGAGAACAGCGAGCUCAGGUUGGGGUCUGGAAACAGGAAGGUGGUCUGCGUCAUGGUCUUCCUUCUCUUCAUCGCCUUCAACUUCGGGCCCGUCAGCAUCAGUGAGCCUCCACUGGCACCCAUCUCUCCUCGGACGAGCAGAGAAGAGCCUCGACCACGCAGACACUUGCUGGAGUUCUCAGCACAGGAGCCAGCCGAGCCCCCCCGGCGGCCCUCCCAGGGCCUGGAGGAGCCCCAGCCCAGCCCUGCAGGCCGGCCAAGUUUCAGGAACCUGACAGCCUUCCCUGGGGCCGCCAAGGAGCUGCUGCUGAGAGACCUGGACCAGCUCUUCCUCUCCUCCGAUUGCCGGCACUUCAACCGAACUGAGUCCUUGAGGCUUGCUGACGAGCUGAGUGGCUGGGUCCAGCGGCACCAGAGGGGCCGGCGGAAGAUCCCCCAGAGGGCCCAGGAGAGGCAGAAGUCUCAGCUACGGAAGAAGUCACCUCCAAUUAAGGCAGCAGUCCCCACCCAACCCCCUGGGCCCCCAGAAAGGGACGCUGCGCGCCAACUGCAGCUGUAUCGCCACCCGGACCGUUCACAGCCAGAGUUCCUGGAUGCAAUCGACCGACGGGAAGACACGCUUUACGUUGUCUCCUUCCGAAGGGACCACCUGUUGCUCCCAGCCAUCAGCCACAACAAGACCUCUCGGCCCAAGAUGUCCCUGGUGAUGCCCGCCAUGGCCCCCAAUGCUGCGGGGCCAGGACUGGAGAGCCCAACACGUUUGCCUCAUCGUUCUGCUAUGGCUUCUGGAUGCAGCACAUCUGGAUUCCGGGGCCCAGAUGUGUGGUUGCCACAGCGACCUUGGUCCCUCUGGCUCCCUCCUCCUCCCUGUCGCUGCCCAGAUCGACGGUCAGGUCGCAGCUUAGUGAGCCCCUGCUGCAGGGAACAAGCAAGGGGACAUCCAGGGCUGCCAAGGGAAGCCCACCCACCCUGCCCUGAGUGCCCCCUUCCCAAGGUCGGGGGCAGAGCAGGUGCAGAGGCAUUGUGGCCACUGGUUACCCAGGUAAGGAACUGCUCUCGGGAGAUGGAGGGAAAGGCAGGGAGAUGUGGGGACUUCUAGCCCCACAUCCCAGGUGAAGGUUGGCAGGAGAGCCUCCCAGAGCAGGGACUUUUGCGUUGGGGCAGAGGUAAUAGGACCACACACUGGGGACUGGAGUCCCUGUGGACGGUGCGUCUGGGAGGAUGGAUGGGUGCUUGGAGUGGAGGAGUGGAUGCUGGGGUUUGGACAGGACCCCGUGCUGGCACCAAGGCGGAGGUGGUGGUCGGUAAGGUAAGGUGGGACUCUGGGCUCUGGAGGUGCCAGGGCUGGGAGAAACCAGGGGCCAGCUGAACCUCAGGAGGAAAAUGCUGGUGGAACCCCAAGUUCUCCGGCUGGAGCGGCUGAGCCAGAACUCCAGCUUCUUUGCGCAUCCAGAUGGGGACUCUCCGGUGGCAGCACAUGCGCUUCUAGGCUGGAGGAGGGUCUGGGGGUCUUGAGCCCUUAGGAAAUGCUGAAGCGGAGCAGGAUCAGGACUCCCAGGUCUGGGAAGGGCACAGAGCCUGUAGAGAGAAUCCUAAAACUUGUUCUUGGCGGAAAGCUUCGCACCCAUGACUCACGGUUCAGCGAGGCUGAGAUGACUGAGAGGUGCCUCCAGAGGCACAGGGGCUCCGUCUUUGCUCGUCCCCCUUCCAGGCUCUCCCUGCUCCUGUCCGUCUAAACCUCCCCCCUCCACGUGACACACCCUGGGUGGGACGGGCGGGACCCUUAUCUCGCCUGGAAAGAAUUUAAUGGCUUGGAAACAACUGGAAGUGGAACUGAGAGGAACUACUGGGAAGCAACUCGGAAACACGGAAACUUCACAGCUGCUGGCCGUCCGCUUCCAAUCCCCACCCACUUCCCAGAGCCUCAGCCCCCUCCCCUUUCCCUGACCUGGCGUCCAAAUCCCCAGGGACCCCGCACCUCGGUUCCUCAAAAUUCCUUUCCCCCUCAGUCCUUGUCACUCCGUGCAGGACCAGAACCUGCCUUCCUGUCCCUCACUGCCCCUGCCUCUGGACUCCUUCCCCAGGGGUCUGGAAAUUCUCUUUUAAUUUCCUUAUCUCUCUCGGGUCCAUUAGCUUCCCAGAAUACAGGGCAUCUCAAUUCUCCAACUCCCUUGCUCCCGGUGCCUCCUUGCCACCUGGUUCCACCCCAAUAUCUGGAACCCACCAUCACCUCCAUCCUUCAUCUCACGGUCCUGGAACUCUUUUACCUUCACUUCUCUUGUAGCAUAAGGGGCAGAGGGGAGCGUGGGGGUGGGCCCCCAACCCUCCCACCUUUGGGACAUCCCUCGUGGAAGCCAGCCCCUUCCCCCACCUCUUGGGACCUAGAGUCCCUGAUGAGCAAAGUGUCAAAAUUGGCCACUGCAUGAAUACCCGGCAGGCUGAGUCACAGCUUGGGAAGGUGCCCCCAUCCCUGCCAGCCCUCCAACUGUGGGGAGGAUGCCCAGUGCAUGAGGCCACAUCUCCCCUCCUUCCCCCCCUGCAGAAAGCACCCCAGAUACGGCAGUAGGGGGGAUGAUGAGCGGAAAACACAGGGGACACCUCCGUUUUCCGCUUUCCUGGUGCUGACAGAAGCGUGGAAUUCUUCCAAGAAUUGAGAGCUGGGAUUGUGGGGAUAGUAGAGACUGGGCAGGAGAGGGGACUGGGGAAGGAGGCUCGGGGGUGUGUGGCCUAUGGGGGCCAUGCCUCUCCUUUCAGACCAGUUUACCACUUUCCUGCUUUUCUUCUUGCCACAGAGACAACCCCCAUUACCCCCCACCAUGUGGAGAAAGAUGCAGGAUCCUGUUGUGGAGAGGGGGGUACUGGACAGCUCCCAAAGGCCUCCAGGGGUGUGGGGCACCCUGUAUCCUCUG